CGAACGUCUGGCUCUUCACCUCCAAAGCCCAUUCUUCUAGCCUGAUUUGCGUGCGCGUCCUAGAGCCUGCUCGUUUCUUUUCAAGGGGUCGGUCUUGUUAUAUCCGCAUACAAUCAUUGUUCAGGCUCCUAAUUAGCAACCGGAGCACUAUUCACAAAGCAACCUUGCCCCGAUCGCUGCAAUGGGGAUGCGAACCCGUUCAGCCGCCAAGAGGCUCAAGGUAGACACCGAUGAACACAUCGUGGUUGUGAGCCCCCUCCAAAAAUCGGUCAUCGCUCCAAAUCAUGCAUCCGUGACUAUUGUAGCUUCGAUUGAGGUUGAUUCUCGGACGAGAGGGAAACGGAAACGGGGACAUGCCACGCAGGCGCAGCCUCUCGAAGUUAAAGGUGGUUGGGAUGUCUUGUCCCAUGGCAUUGAUGCUUUGCCAACUCCUGGAAUAACUCCAGAGGUACCAUAUUCGCUGAGCGGUUCUUCCGACACGCCGAUGUAUGCCACGCGAAGUGUGACCAAACGCCAGACACAGAGUCCGUUCGAGGUUACGAAGACUCGGACAGAGAACGUAGAGACGCAGAACACACCGAUCGGUACGGGCCUCCUGCAAGGGAACACUCCUGUCGAUAGCCCUGUGCAUCAUACACGGAGUGUGACCAAACGCCAGACCAAGAUUCACCUCGGAACCAUCAAGGCUCGGACGGAAAAUUCAAAUACGACGGAGGCUGUAGAGACGACAGGGGACGCUGCUCCGGGGAAGAUUAUUGAGGUGAUUACUCCCAAGAACGACAGAGACGAGGAACGUACUACACGGGAUCGACGUGUAACCAGGUCGUCUUCCAAGAAGCCAGACACCGCAACCGACGAAACCUUCCAAAGCGGCAAUGGACAGAUCAUUGUCAAGUCAACCGAGAAGACAACCAAGGUUACCGCCACAAAAACACCCACCGUUGACCGUGACAGUCCUGACUACAGAAUGCCAGUGAAAAGAGGACCAGACAAUCCCAUGGGGCUCACGCCAGGAUUUUCGCCCUAUCCCAAUCGUGAGGUUCCCGCCUCUGAGGCAUGCGGAGAUGUUUACCGCAUUUUGGCAGCCAUCCAUGGGAAGGUAGAGCAACCCAAGAAAAUGCCCAAGGCUUCUCUGGAGAAGGCCGGCUGUGGCGAGGUACCUUGCGUCCUGGACGCCCUCCUCCGGACGCUGAUUAGCGGCAACACUCUGAUGGCCAUGGCGGACCAAGCGAUCAGGAACAUGGUUCAAGAGUACGGAUUACGAGAACACGGCUCAGGUGCCGGAAGUAUCAACUGGGAAAACGUUGCCAGUGAACCAGAGGAAAAGCUGGCCCAGGUUAUCAAGGUUUCGGGGAACGGGAACCAGAAAGCCAAGAACAUCAAGCUAAUCCUCGACAUGGUUGCGUUGGAGAUGGCGCAGAUGGCAAGAGAGAAUAAUGGAAUGGGCGGCAAACGAGAAGUCGCCUUCCCAGAAACGCUGAACCUUGACCACAUGCACACCCUCACCAAAGACGAAGCCAUGGCCAAGCUUGUGCGGUACCCCGGUAUUGGCAUCAAGUCUGCCGCCUGCGUCGCCCUCUUCUGUCUCCGCAAGCCCUGCUUUGCGGUUGACACGCACGUCCACCGGUUCUGUCGCUGGCUCGGCUGGGUGCCGGAGAAAGCAAAUGCGGAGGACUGUUUCAAACACUGCGAUGUGAAAGUGCCGGAUCACCUCAAGUACGGGUUACACCAGCUGUUCAUACGCCAUGGGCAACAGUGCUUCAAAUGCCGGAAGGCGACGAAGCCGGGAACGAAGGAGUGGAGGGAGGCACCUGAGUGUCCGUUGGAACAUCUGCUGGACCGGGGGAAGGGAGACGCCCGGGGAUAUGAUUGAGACGGCAAUGGAACGCCGAAAUGAGUUGCGGCGGAAUUGGUUUACUGCUCCCUAAGGAAGAUGCUGUGUAUGUAUACAAGCCCGAGUUGUGGCCAACCAGU
This is a messenger RNA of Neurospora tetraspora, 1974 nucleotides long. RefSeq names its product DNA glycosylase. Gene Ontology annotation, molecular function: catalytic activity. Gene Ontology annotation, biological process: base-excision repair. Bases 182 to 1873 code for a protein of 563 amino acids. The record is from RefSeq and is a predicted model, not a curated record. Lineage: Eukaryota; Fungi; Ascomycota; Sordariomycetes; Sordariales; Sordariaceae. The transcript is spliced from 2 exons.